UCAAACCUCGCAGAAGGAAAUCCACCUUAUAUGCUCGUGUUGCAGCAUGCUUGUGUUUGUAGAUUGCUUCAUUUUAAAGGGUUUUCUGGUGAAUGAUUACUUCUUAAUCAUGAGGACAUGAGUUCAUCUGUUGGAUUUUCAGCGCAAGUGUUUGGAUUUCUGUUUGUUUGUUUUUGUUUACUUUGGUCGCGAUCGGUUUGAUCUUAUUAAAAAGUUCACUUGUCAAACGGAGAUGUUGGACACCCAGCGAUAAACAUCUGACAAUUUAUUUUAAAAAUCUGAGUUCUGAUGGAGCAGAUGGCGUAUUCAUGACAGAAAACGUCUUUGCAAGUUUGUAAACAGCGAAACUGGGAACCCACCUGAACCCGAUGAACGACCCGGUGGAUCGAUGUCCCGUUAUACGCUCUUACAGCAUCUUGCAGAAGUGCCUUCUCGUGUUACUGGAGCUCUAAAAGCAGAGCCUGCCUGUACUAAAGCGGUCAUGUGUUCAGUGUUUUCUCUUCAGGACUGGUGUCGAGGUGUUUGUGAAGGUUACAGUGAUGUCCAGAUCUCAGACAUGAGCUCCUCGUUCACUGAUGGACUGGCCUUCUGUGCGAUCAUCCACAAACACAGACCGGACCUACUAGAUUUCCACUCUCUGUCCAAACACAAGGCCGGAGCGAACAUGCGUCUGGCGUUCAGUGUUGCGGAGCGUGAGCUGGGUGUUCCUGCUCUUCUGGAUCCGGAUGAGCUGCUGUGUGAGGAGCCGGAUCUGCUGUCCAUCAUCACGUACGUCUCUCAGCUCUACUGUGUGUUCAGUGGAAGAUCUGAUGACACUCAGAAGAACCACAUGGAGGAUGAACCUUACAGAACCAGAGCAAACACUUGGUUGUUCUCUUCAGAUGUGAUCAGGUCUUCAGACAGAAGUGUGUGUAGAGUUUGUCACACACACGUUCAUCUCAUUCAGAGAGUUUUGGUGAAGGGACGCCUGUAUCACCGCUCCUGCUUCAGAUGCAGUGUCUGCCGUCGCUCUCUGCUGCCGAUGUCUUUCACUGAACACAGUGAGACGGGGUCACUGAGGUGUAGUUACCAGUGUAAACCUGCUGGUGAACACACAGAACACACAGAACACUCACACACAAACACCUGUGAGACGGAGAGAGACAGAGGAGAGGCGGAUGGAGAGAUUGUAGAAAAGAUGAGUGAAGUAUGUCUCUCAGAUUCACCCGGAACUGACCAACAAGCUGUUUUACUCCACGAUCGACAAUCACAACAUCAGACAGACAGAAGCAGUGGAGAGACUGACAGAAACGGUGGAGAGACAGAAGGAGACAGAGGAGAGAUGGCCAGAAACGGUGGAGAGACAGACAGAAUUGGGGAAAAGACAGACAGAAAUGGUGGAAAGACAGAAAAAGACAGAGGAGAGACAGAUAGAAACCAUGGCGAGACAGACAGAAACGGAAAGCAGACAGACAGAAUCGAUGGAGAGACAGAAGGAGACAGAGGAGAGACAGAUGAAGAUGUGAGUGAUGGCCGUCUCUCCUCCUCCUCAUCAGAGUCUGAUGUACAAACACCUCCCAGACCUGCUCCAAGAAAAAGGGCGGAGCCUCAGGACCAUCCCUGCCUUGCCCCCAGAUCACAUGACCACUGCCCUGAAAACGCUCCACCUCAGAGAGCCGUGCCAAAGGAUCAUCCCUGGUUAAAGCUGGUUAAUCCGGGCCCCUGGUAUCAUCUUCCUCCAGUUCCAGUUUAUUCCCGCCACCGACCCCCGACCUUUAACCCCUUCCAGGAGGUGGAGGAGGAGGAUAAACAGCGAAACUCUGUCAGAUGUGAAACCUCAGUCUCACACAAACCCCAAACUUCAUGUUCAGCUCCCAGCAUGCAUAAGGCCACCGCUGUUCACGGUUUCCCGCUCAUCAAGAGGAAGAUUAAUUUAGACACUCGUGUAUCAGAGCAGCAGGUGUGUGUGGAGCAGCGGAAGCUGGAGGAGCGUCUGCAGGAUCUGGAGAGGAGAGGAGUUCAGCUGGAGAGAGACAUGAGGACACGCUCAGACCAGAGUCUUCUAGUGGACUGGUUCUUUCUGGUUCAUCAGAAGAGCAUGUUGGUGCGCAGAGACGCUGAGCUGAUGUACAUGCUAAAGCAGCAGCGUCUGGAGGAUGAUCAGGCUGAUGUGGAGCUGGAGAUCAGAUGCCUCUUCAACAAACCAGAGCUGGACUGGACUGAAGAGGACCGAGGUCAGGAGCAGCAGCUGAUGUCACGCCUGCUGUCAAUCAUCCAGCAGAGGAGUGACAUCAUCAGCAGCCUGGAGCUGGACAGGCAGAGAGAGCAGGAGGAGGACGAGAUGCUGAGCACCGUCAUUCAGAGGAGAGAACUGCUGACAGACACACACAGUCAACUGCAUAAAGGCAGACGGAGGUUCAAACAGCUGCAGAUCUUCCAGACGUCCAGCAGAAAGAAGAGCAGCAGAUGAUGAAGACCCUAGUAGCAAAGAAUUCUGGCCCAGAUUUGGCAUAAAGCUGGCACAGCAGGCAUUCAUCCGGCACUG
Messenger RNA from Danio rerio (zebrafish), 2524 nucleotides. The record is from RefSeq and is a predicted model, not a curated record. Lineage: Eukaryota; Metazoa; Chordata; Actinopteri; Cypriniformes; Danionidae.